This is a messenger RNA of Jaculus jaculus (lesser Egyptian jerboa), 6791 nucleotides long. RefSeq names its product phospholipase C eta 1 (gene Plch1). Gene Ontology annotation, molecular function: calcium ion binding; phosphatidylinositol-4,5-bisphosphate phospholipase C activity. The transcript is spliced from 24 exons. Gene Ontology annotation, biological process: lipid metabolic process; phosphatidylinositol-mediated signaling. The record is from RefSeq and is a predicted model, not a curated record. Bases 295 to 5415 code for a protein of 1706 amino acids. Lineage: Eukaryota; Metazoa; Chordata; Mammalia; Rodentia; Dipodidae.
GAAGGAGGGGCUGCAAUGUGAGAGUGAGGAUUUGAAUGAGAAAGCCGGUUGUGGCGGCGGUGCCCGGUUCUCUAACCAGUUCUUAAGCUUCUUUCGAAUUCUGCUCACCAGCCGGCGGGGAACAGUGUGCGAGAGGGGGACGGAGGAGGGGCUUGCUGGCCCUCUGCAGGGCCUUGGAGCCAGUAGCCCAUCACCGCUGGGCACUUGGGAGGUUGCCCCUAUGACUAGAACUCCGAGGACUGAGAGCUGAAGAGGGCAAUUUGGUUUUGAUGCUGUGCCAGAAAUCCUCUGACAAUGAGUUACUGGAACUUGGAGAAAAGAAGCUGUGUGCAGUACCGCCGGCAUUUUCUGGUGGACAACAGUGUGUUUCAUGUUGAAAGAUGCAUGAAUGUGAUGCAAUCUGGGACACAAAUGAUCAAGCUGAAGCGUGGGACCAAAGGACUGGUUCGUCUCUUUUACCUGGAUGAGCAUAGAACCCGCUUGCGAUGGCGACCUUCUAGGAAGAGUGAGAAGGCAAAAAUACUUAUCGACUCCAUUUACAAAGUCACAGAGGGCCGGCAGUCUGAAAUAUUCCACAGACAGGCAGAGGGGAAUUUUGAUCCCAGCUGCUGCUUCACCAUCUAUCAUGGCAACCACAUGGAGUCACUGGAUCUCAUCACUUCCAAUCCAGAGGAAGCCCGUACCUGGAUUACUGGCCUCAAGUACCUGAUGGCUGGCAUCAGCGAUGAAGAUUCCCUCGCCAAGAGACAGAGGACCCAUGACCAAUGGGUAAAGCAGACCUUUGAAGAGGCUGAUAAGAAUGGGGAUGGCUUAUUGAAUAUUGAAGAGAUAUACCAAUUGAUGCAUAAACUAAAUGUCAACCUGCCCCGAAGAAAAGUAAGACAGAUGUUUCAGGAAGCUGACACAGAUGAGAAUCAGGGAACUUUAACAUUUGAAGAGUUCUGUGUUUUUUACAAAAUGAUGUCAUUGAGACGAGACCUUUAUUUGUUGCUUUUGAGCUACAGUGACAAGAAAGAUCACCUAACUGUAGAAGAACUGGCUCAGUUUUUGAAAGUGGAACAAAAGAUGAGUAAUGUAACAACAGAAUACUGCAUUGACAUCAUAAAGAAGUUUGAAGUUUCAGAAGAAAAUAAAGUUAAAAAUGUUCUUGGAAUAGAAGGCUUCACAAACUUCAUGCGUAGUCCUGCUUGUGAUAUUUUUAACCCAUUACACCACGAAGUGUACCAAGACAUGGAUCAGCCCCUCUGCAACUACUUUAUUGCUUCCUCUCACAACACAUACCUGACUGGGGACCAGCUCCUUUCUCAGUCCAAAGUGGAUAUGUAUGCACGGGUGCUACAAGAGGGUUGUCGCUGUGUGGAAGUUGACUGUUGGGAUGGCCCAGAUGGAGAGCCAGUAGUACACCAUGGUUACACUCUCACUUCAAAAAUCCUCUUCAGAGAUGUUGUGGAGACUAUCAACAAGCAUGCCUUUGUGAAGAAUGAGUUUCCAGUUAUAUUGUCUAUUGAGAAUCACUGCAGUAUCCAGCAGCAAAGGAAGAUUGCUCAGUACCUGAAAGGAAUAUUCCAAGACAAGCUGGACAUCUCAUCUAUAGACACAGCAGAGUGCAAACAGCUUCCAAGUCCUCAGAGUUUGAAAGGCAAAAUCCUAGUGAAGGGCAAGAAGUUGCCUUAUCACCUUGGGGAUGAUGCAGAGGAAGGGGAAGUCUCUGAUGAGGACAGUGCGGAUGAAAUUGAAGACGAGUGCAAGUUCAAGCUGCAUUAUAAUAAUGGAACUACUGAGUAUCAGGUAGAAUCUUUCAUAAGAAAAAAGCUGGAGUCACUGUUAAAAGAAUCUCAAGUCCGAGAUAAAGAAGAUCCUGAUAGUUUCACAGUGAGAGCACUACUGAAGGCCACACAUGAAGGUUUAAAUGCUCACAUGAAGGAGAAUUCAGAGGUGAUAGAAACUGGAAAAAAGUCUCAUGGGCGAUCCCUGAUUACCAACUUUGGAAAACACAAGAAAUCCACAAAAUCACAUUCUAAAUCCUACAAUACUGAUGAUGAAGAGGUUUCACAGCAGAAUCCUGGCAAGGAGGGUGGCCAGUUGUAUAGGCUGAGCCAUCGAAGGAAAACCAUGAAGCUCUGCAGAGAGCUCUCUGACUUGGUGGUGUAUACCAAUUCUGUGGCAGCCCAGGACAUUGUGGAUGAUGGAACCACAGGAAAUGUGUUGUCCUUUAGCGAAACCAGAGCACAUCAGGUGGUUCAGCAGAAGUCAGAGCAAUUUAUGAUUUAUAACCAAAAGCAGCUCACAAGAAUUUACCCCUCUGCCUACCGCAUUGAUUCCAGCAACUUCAACCCUCUUCCCUAUUGGAAUGCAGGUUGCCAACUAGUGGCACUAAACUACCAGUCUGAAGGGCGAAUGAUGCAAUUAAAUCGAGCAAAAUUCAAGACAAAUGGCAACUGUGGCUACAUCCUCAAGCCCCAGCAAAUGUGCAAAGGUACCUUCAACCCUUUCUCUGGUGAUCCACUUCCUGCCAACCCCAAAAAGCAGCUCAUUCUCAAAGUGAUCAGUGGGCAGCAACUCCCCAAACCUCCUGACUCCAUGUUUGGAGACCGAGGCGAGAUCAUUGACCCUUUUGUUGAAGUUGAAAUUAUUGGAUUACCAGUGGAUUGUUGUAAAGAUCAAACUCGUGUGGUGGAUGACAAUGGAUUUAACCCAGUGUGGGAAGAAACCCUAACAUUUACAGUGCACAUGCCAGAAAUAGCUUUGGUUAGGUUCCUUGUAUGGGAUCACGAUCCCAUUGGCCGAGAUUUUGUUGGACAAAGGACUGUGACCUUUAGCAGCCUAUUGCCUGGCUACCGGCAUGUCUAUUUGGAAGGACUCACAGAAGCAUCCAUUUUUGUCCAUGUAACAAUCAACGAAAUAUAUGGAAAGUGGAGCCCUUUAAUCCUCAAUCCCAGUUAUACCAUAUUGCACUUUCUAGGAGCUACAAAGAACAGGCAGCUCCAAGGUCUGAAGGGACUAUUCAACAAGAAUCCCAGGCACAGUUCUUCAGAUAACAAUUCCCAGUGCAUUCGAAAACGAUCCAUUGGAGAUAGAAUUCUGAGACGGACAGCUAGUGCUCCAGCCAAAGGCAGGAAAAAGAGCAAAAUAGGCUUCCAAGAAAUGGUUGAGAUAAAAGAUUCUGUUUCUGAGUCCACACAAGAUCAAGAUGGUAUCCUAAGGAGGACCACACGGAGUCUGCAAGUGCGCCCUGUCUCUAUGCCUAUUGACAAAAGUCUUCUGGGGGCUUUGUCACUGCCUAUAAUGGAAGUAGCAAAAGAUACUGAAAGAAAAGAAAACCCUUUGGCAGACAACAAGGAUGGCAGAAGAAAAGGAAAGGCAAGCAUGAAAGACCCACCUCUUCUAAAUUUCAACCAAAAGUUAUCCUCCUCAAAUUCUCUCCUCUACAAAGAUGUUAACCAAGUGAACUCCAGUGUUCUAACUGCCAGUGUGUCAAUUAUAGGAGAACAAGUUGGAAUGCUAGUUCCUAAAGGUGGGAGAACCAAACCAAAUGUGUCUAGUGAUUGUCAGGGAAACCACUAUGCAGACAAAAUCCUUUCUCCAAAGAAGCCUUUGGCACUUGAUUCUACAAUGAACCAAAUACAAGAUCUGCAUGGUACGAAAACCAAGGAACCCAAGAAUGUACAGAGCUUUGCAGGAGGAAAAAACAUGUUGUCAGAAAGCAUCUUUUCUCAAGGCACUCUGGAGAUUGAGGAGCUAGGGGACAGCAAAGCUAAUGGCAAAGCUACAACCUCCUUCUCUCUAUCUGACACCUCCAUCCUCUGUUCUGACAUACCUGGCUUACAUUCAACUGCCAUUCUGCAGGACAAUGAAAUUUCCCAUCUUAUUGACAAUGUCACAUCAACAAAUGAAGGUGAACCAGGCAGUUCUAUCUCAGCAUUGAUUGGCCAGUGUGAAGAGACCACCUGUCAGGCUAACUUUACAGUGGCUUCCCAUCCUCAUAACACCACUAUGCCAUCAGACCCUUCUCCUUUGCCUACCCUCAAUCUACAAACUCCCAUCAAGCAUAGUUUACCCCAGGGGAAGAGCAAGGCAUCCUUCUUGUGCUCAUCUCCAGAGCUGAUGAAACUCUUGAGUACUGAGACCAACAAGCCUGCAACUUACACAGUUGUCUAUGGAAUGAUUGGCUCUCCCAUCUCUAAAACCAAACCAGAUAAUGACCUUUCUGGUAAGUCCAGGACAAGACCUAUGGAAGGCAACUUGCCUGAGUCCCCAAAUGGUUCUUAUGACUGGUUUCCUAAAAGUCCCACCUGCAAAGAGGACCCAGGACUACUGAAAAGCAGCAACCCUGCUAUUAACACUGAAGCACUGCUGGAAGAUAUUAGAAAAGAUCCCACUAUCUGUGUAAAUUCUGCAGAGAGCAGCCUUGUGGAAAUUUGUGGAGAGUCUGAAAACCUGUCUCUAACAACCAGUGAAUAUAGCAGAGAAAGCACAAGUCACUUGGAUUCUCCUUUAAAACUAAAGUACAGCCAAACUAUGGCAGAACACUAUCAAAGAAGCCUGAGAAAUGGCUUCUGUAAAGAGACUCUCUGCCAUUCUUCCCCUGAAAUAGUCAACAAUAUUCAAUAUGUCAAAAAUCAGUAUAUUUCUUGUCUAACCUAUCAGGGUGCUGGCUUUCUGCAUAACCAUUUCUCACAUUCAGAUGCAAAAUCAAACCAAAUAUGUGGGCCCCAGCAGUCUAGUGUUGAAGAUUUGCAUGCUCCAGUACCCAUGCAGUCAAUACAUGUACCUUUACCUACUUUGAAAUUGCCAAGUCCUUGCAAAUCAAAAAGUUUAGGGGACUUAACAUCAGAGGAUAUAGCUUGUAAUUUUGAGAGCAAGUACCAAUGUAUUAGUAAGAGUUUUGUGACAAAUGGCAUUAGAGACAAUAAAAGUGUAACCAUAAAGACAGAGUCACUAGAGCCUUCAGAUGCUCUAACUGAGCAGCUUCGGAAGCUGGUGUCUUUUGACCAGGAAGACAGCAGUCAAGUGCUAUAUCCAAAGCAAGAAGAUAAUCAGUUUCCUAAGAUGUUGGUCAGAAAGUUGUCAUCCAGAAGUCAAAGCAGAGUACGCAACAUUGCCAGUCGUGCUAAAGAGAAGCAGGAAGCUAGCAAGCAAAAGGCUGGGACCUGCAGCACUAGGGGAGGAGUGGUUCUUAGAAACAAACACUCAGUGCCUGCCCUGGCUGCAAACCGUCACUCCACUGGCUCAUACAUUGCAAGCUAUCUGAGGAACAUGAAAGCAGGUGGUCUGGAGGGCCGUGGUAUCCCAGAGGGAGCAUGCACAGCCCUUCACUAUAGCUACAUUGACCAGUUUUGUUCAGAUAAUUCAGUUUUACAAACUGAGUCAAGCAAUGAUGACAAGCCUGAAAUUUAUUUUCUUCUGAGGCUAUGAAUUUUAUAAAGCUGCAUUUUCAACAUUACAAGGAAUCCUAUAGAAUUAUCACUUGUCAGUAAAUAUGAUCCUUGUUUUUGAGAGAUUUUCCAAUGUAUUCUUAACUUGUAUUUUGGUCUUCCUUUCACUUCAUGUGUUCUUCCAUUUUAUGUGAUUGUACAUAGAUUCUGUGAUAUUUCCCAGGAGCUUAUGAUCUUUGUCCCCUGAGGUAUUAUAAACCAUAUCAGUAUAAAAUAUGUGCAUGUCCUAAAUGUGAGACUUCUCAGCAGUUUGGGUUACAAUGUACUUGUGUUUCACAAAGAUGCUCUUCACUGUGACCUCAGAUUCUAGUCACAAAUGCUGUCAUCUUUACUUUCUAAAUAUUGAGCUGCUUAAGAGGCUACAAAUGACAAAGAGAUAAUUUUUUUAUUUGAAGCCAUUACUAUUUUUUCUUUCUAAGUUGAGAAGUCCAGAUUCAUUUUUAUAAUUUGGUUAAGUGUUUAAAAUAGUUCCCUUGCCUUUUUAAGAUUUCCUUACCCCACCCAAAAUGAGAAUGAAAAGGAGUUGGAUAGCUUUUCCCCAACCCCACUCCCCCAUUUUAGAAUUGGAUGUGAGGAAGAGAGCAUAUUUCUGUAUUGUGGAAAACAAACAUUUGUUUUACAUAAAUUUUGUUACAUAUUUUUGUUAAUGGCUUUGUACAUAACAGGAAUCCAGUUGCCAAGGUAUCUGCCACACUUGGAUUAUCUGAUGUGAUAGAUUACAGAUAAUGGAGAUAAUGCAGAGCGAGAGAUGUCCAUCAGACUUAGACCAAAAGUAUCACAAGUUAAAAGCUUUCAGGAAAAAAACACUUUUUCAUAAUAAAAUCUAAGUGAAUUGAUUAUUAGAAGAAAUUCUUUCAGGGAACCAAGUAAGUAUAUUUUAGAACUGAUACACAUUAUUUUCACUGUGAGUCCAUUUUGGGGGGAGGAGGUUGAGGUAGGGUCUCACUCUAGCCUAGGCUAACCUGGAAGUCAUUCUGUAGUUCCAGGCUGGCCUCAAACUCAUGGCAAUCCUCCUAUCUCUGCCUUCCAAGUGCUGGGAUUAACUGCAUAUGCCACCACACCCAGCCGUGAAUCCAUUUUCUAUUGCACAUUCACAUAUCCUUUGUUUUUGGUAACAUAAAGUGUAAUGAUGUUCUUCCUGGAAUUCAUGAAAAUAUAAUUAAAGUUGAUUUAUGAACACUUGGAUUUUUUUAGCAAUUUAAGUUCAUAUGGUAGCUGUUGAAUAAAGGACACAGAGCAUUUGGACUUUCUAAGUCUUUGUAGUAGAACUGAGAACUGACUAUAUAAGCUAGCUUUAAUCAGCAAUUUAUGACUCUUAAAUGUUUAUAUUAUGUUAAAGAGCUUAAUUCUUUAAUG